ACUCCCUACUUCUUAGUACUGUUGAUGAGCGCCUACUCAGGAAUAGUCCGCCAGUCAGAUUUAACAGGGUGACUCGAGUACACGACAUCCAGUGGUCGUCACCACUUUGAAAAGGACCGUUUCAAAGAUUCAAAGGCAAGGUGGUGCGACAGCAAAAGCAACCAGGACUUCCCGUUGAUCGUGACAACGAGGGGUCCCUCCGGGUGCCCCCGACAUUCGAUGCUCCUUAAACACCAUGCACCGGAUCUGGUGUGGACUUAAAACUGCCCUUUAAGAGCGCCGAACCUCUCCCGUCCCUUCGCCUGCCGUCCCAGCACGUGCCGAGAUGACCAAGGUAGCGGCGUGGUCCGCCGAGGAUGUGGCAGACUGGCUGAGCAAAGAAGGCAUGCCGGAGUACAUCGACGCGCUCGGCCGGCCGGACGGCGCCGCCCUCCUGCGGCUCACGCAUUCCGACUUCCGCGCGCUGCCGGUCCUGCUGGUGUCGUCGGACGGCGGGCAGCGUCUGCUGGAGCGCCUGGAGACACUGCGGUUCGAGACCCACAUGGAAGCGCACAGGAACGGCCACGCCAACGGCCACGCCGGCGGACUGCCCAACGGGACGGCGGAAGCGCAGAGGAACGGCGCCUUGCGGACAGCGGAGAUGGUGCACAUCCCCAUCCCUCCGAUGGAGGCCUCGCGCACGUCCUUCCCGCCCGAGUGGGGCAAGACGGGCGUGGCGUUCGUCUACGCCGUGGUGUGCUUCGUCACCACCACCAUCGUGAUCUCGGUGGUCCACGAGAGGGUGCCGCCCAAAGAGCACACCCCGCCGCUGCCCGACAAGUUUUUUGACCUGUUCAACAGGGUCGAAUGGGCCUUCUCCAUCUGCGAAAUUAACGGCAUGCUGCUGGUGGCGCUGUGGCUCGUCCAGUGGGCUGUCCUCAAGCACAGGUCAAUCAUAGGCAGGCGCUUCUUUUUCAUCGUGGGUACACUGUAUUUGUAUCGGUGCAUCACCAUGUACAUCACCACUCUGCCCGUCCCCGGGAUGCACUUCAAAUGCUCUCCCAAGCUUAUGGGAGACUGGGAAGCACAGAUGAGGAGAGUGAUGAAGAUGAUUGCCGGCGGAGGCCUCUCCAUCACGGGCUCCCACACCAUGUGCGGAGAUUACCUGUACAGCGGUCACACGGUCAUGCUAACGCUAACAUACCUCUUCAUCAAGGAGUAUUCCCCCAGACGGUUCUGGUGGUACCACUGGUUCUGCUGGACCUUGAGCGCCGUGGGAGUCUUCUGCAUCCUUCUGGCGCAUGACCACUACACUGUGGAUGUGGUGGUGGCCUACUUCAUCACUACACGCCUCUUCUGGUGGUACCACACCAUGGCGAACCAGCAGUCGCUGAAAGAGACGUCGCAGAGUAACUUUUUCUCGCGGGUGUGGUGGUACCGGCCCUUCCAGUACUUGGAGGAGAACGUCAGCGGCAUCGUGCCCCGCUCCUACCAGUUGCCGCCGUGGGUACGGACCGUGCAGUGGAACCGCGGCGUCGUGUACACCCGGCUGGACGUCCAGUGACGCUCGUCACGACAGGCAGGACUGUGAAUUCCAAAAGUGCUGUUUUUGUUUUUUUGAAAGGAGGAACGUACUGCUUUGAUGUAGCGCAGUCCUUCCCCUCCUCCCUCUAAAAGCAGGUGAUCCCUCUGUUAGUUCUCCUGUCCCUGUCCCCUCCUUUGUUUUUAUUUCUGUUGUCGUUCUCUGCAGGUAGUCUCGUUUCUUUUUCUUUCUUCCAAUAUUUCAUUCUUUUUGUGUGUCACGUUAGAAUUUAUAGCCUUUUAAAAAAAAUAAUCUCUGUAAUAUUAACGUAUCUAAAGAGUCGUUCGCCCCCUCUUGGACUCUGCACAAAAUCAUAUUAAAUGUCUUCAGGCUUUUUCUCUUUCCCAAUUAUAGCUGUCCAAUUAAAAAAAAUCCAUCUUUUUCUUUUUUCUAAAAAAAAAAAAAAAAAAGAAAAUCACCACAAAGUCAAAUUUUGUUUUAAAUUAAGAAAUUUGCUUAUUUUUUUGUUGGACAGCAACUAUAUUUAAGUUAAUGUCACCUGCGUUUGUUUUUUUCAAAAUAAUUUCCGUGUUUGUAAUAUAAACGAGUCAAAGGUGCAAAUAACUAUUUUUUCUAAGCAUUUUAUUUUUCGAAAAAAAAUCCACCAAAAAAAUUAUCGUUUUGUUUUCUUAAAAAUUUUUACUUUUUUCAAAAUAUCCUAAGGAUCUAUAACAAAAUAACACAGUGCCUUUACUUGCUUGAUUGUGUAACAACUUCAAGUACCGCGUGUCUUGCCUACCUUGGGCUACAUUGCAGUCGCAAGGGGUCCCAUUUUGUUCCCGUGAAUGUAACCCCGCCCCCCCACACCAAAAAAAAAAAAACAAAAGAUAUCAAAUGCCAGCCUUCCUGCUACGUAGAUUGGGCUUCCCCAAAUUACUGUUAUGUCCCGCCUUUGUGUUUAUUGACGCUUUUCAUUCACGCUUUGAUGACAGAAAAUAUGACUGUUAUUAUUGUUUUUAUAAUGUCCGUCUCAUUUCAUUUAUUGAGUUAAGUCUUGAAGCAAACAACACCAGCGCUAAAGAGGGGCACAUGCUUACUGCUUAAUACGGAAAGUGUAUUUUACUGCUCUUGUCACACACCUUGUCGAUGGAAAAGCAAAGUGUGGAGAGUCUCUGUUUUGAGUACAAUCAAUGAAUGAGUGUUCGCCAUGCUGAAAUUUGCCCUAAAUAUCAGUUUGCGUGUGCCCCUUUUAAGCAUCACUUGAGAAUGUUCGCAGAAGAUUAAAGUAGUUUACAGAGUGGAACAGUAGCAGUGACUGAAAUGCUUCUGAAUGUGCUUCAUACACAGUGUAGAGCUGGGGAACCUACCUCAGAGGAACUGUUAGAAAACAAAACAAAAAUCUCCAUUGUUGGGUCAUCUGCUACGCGCCAAAAAUUACCGAUAUUUUUGUGUGUAGUAUAUUUUAUUUAUUCUCUUUUUAAAUCAAAAGUUCCCCUCUCCUGCUCUUCCCAUUUAAAUUUGGAGAUUUUUACUCUAGUCCUCGAAACAAUACUGACAAAACAAUCCACGUGUGAGGCAUCGCGAAAGGGACAUCAAGAUGGCAAUGUGAACGGAACAGCAAAUGUGAAAAACGUCCUGAUUUAAUGAUCCCUUGACAGUCAAAGGCUAAAAACCUGAUUAUUUAAUUUCAAGUUCCAACGCCUUGAUACGUUACAGCUAAACUACAAAUGCUUUUUUUGCUCCUUCUUCUAUCGAGCUUUUCAAAGGGACUUUUUUUUGUGACUUUGCACAUAGCUCAAAAAGCUUGGCAGUGUUUUUACAGACGUUGUCCUAUCAUCUCUUUGUUCUCCACAAGAGCACAACAUGUUCCUCAUGUGCAGUCAUUUAGUGAUUAGGCUGAAGUAAUUGUCCAAAUUGGACUGUAAUAAUGUUUGAUGAAAGGCGGAGAAGACAUUAGUCUCUUCGGUUUGCCAAUCAAGCUUUUUUUUUUUUUUCCUGUCAUUUUGUUUUUAAUGAUCCUUGUGUUCAUCUGUACACGCAGUUUGUCCCGUUUUGUGCAUAUGCCAUAUAUUUGUAAGAUACGAUAAAUCUACAUGGGGACGCCCUUGAAUAAAAAGGUUUUACUAUA
Molecule: messenger RNA, 3629 nt
Organism: Syngnathus acus (greater pipefish)
Lineage: Eukaryota; Metazoa; Chordata; Actinopteri; Syngnathiformes; Syngnathidae
Exons: 6
Coding region: 326-1543 (405 amino acids)
Biological process (GO): sphingomyelin biosynthetic process; ceramide biosynthetic process
Cellular component (GO): Golgi membrane; endoplasmic reticulum membrane
Molecular function (GO): protein binding; ceramide cholinephosphotransferase activity; sphingomyelin synthase activity
Source: RefSeq, a predicted model, not a curated record